UGCCGUAAUGCAGGCUAAAGCUCAAUUAGUUGGAAUCCGUGAGAGAGUAAGCAGUGAUGCUGGGAAUAAUAUCAUCAAUGCAUCAUCAACUCAAUCUAAGGUUUCUUCAAACGCAAUUGGAGGAUCUGUUAAACGUGUGGCAACUGCAACUAAUCCAAACGCAGAAGAUGCUGCAGACCUUUUGAGGAUGUGUCUGCAAUGCGGAAUACCUAAAACAUUCUCUAACGCACGAGGGAUGGUAUGCCCUGUGUGUGGCGACCGUCCUGUUGCAGAGACAGAUGAAUUCUCAAAGAAGAAAGGGUCUAUGAUUAAAGACAAGGAAAAGAACAAACGUAUGAAGGGUCAGUCAUCGCAUGCUACGUGGAAAAGCGAAACGGAGAUGCAGCUUCGACAACAGUUUGAUUAACGGAAAAUCGUCUUUGUGGUGUAUAAUCUUCUUCUACUCUAUAAAGGAGGGAGGGGUAUUUAUGGGUUUAGAAGUUGUUCAACCUUUUUAUUUUUCUAUCAGGAGUUUGCUGGAUAUAUUAUUCAAUCAGCAAAGCAGUGACAUCAUUUUUCUUUCAUUCAA
Messenger RNA from Cynara cardunculus var. scolymus (artichoke), 568 nucleotides. RefSeq lists its product as uncharacterized. Lineage: Eukaryota; Viridiplantae; Streptophyta; Magnoliopsida; Asterales; Asteraceae. The record is from RefSeq and is a predicted model, not a curated record. The transcript has 2 exons. The coding region runs from base 8 to 406 and encodes 132 amino acids.